Messenger RNA from Microsporum canis CBS 113480, 1146 nucleotides. RefSeq lists its product as hypothetical. Lineage: Eukaryota; Fungi; Ascomycota; Eurotiomycetes; Onygenales; Arthrodermataceae. The record is from RefSeq and is a predicted model, not a curated record. The transcript has 4 exons. Bases 1 to 1146 code for a protein of 381 amino acids.
AUGUCCCGGAACCUUCGCUCACCUUUUGAUGAAGAUGAAGCAUCUCUAUCUGACACUGCUGUCCGUCGCCCCGCCCGCGUUGUACGGCGUCCUGCGAGCCGCCAUCGCCGGAAUAGGACCUCAGUCACCAACGAAGACCUGAUCAGCUUCCGCGAGAAGAUACUCGGUAUCCCACGCUCAGAGCAGCCUCCUAUCCCCGGUUCUGAGCCCAAAGAGGAAGACGAGGACUUCUCCGCUAUCAACGCUGCUAUUGCAGCUUUCAGCAUGUCUGUCAGCCAAGGCAGUCCAAGCAUAGCGAACAACACUACUGCUGCUCCGUCGAGCUCUACCAGUGGACCCUCUACUGCCGGCCUGUUUACAAACUUCUUCGAGUCGAGCAACUCCAACAACACGGCCGGCAACCCUCCAGCCAUGUCUGCUCCCCGCCAUAGCAACUCUGCUCCCGCCAGCCCCGCCAUGCAUAAUGGCACUCCGGCCAUGCCAGCAAUGAACGCCGCCUUCCCGAUGAACGCCGGACACCAGAUGGACCUUAACCAUCUCUAUGCCAUGGUGAAUGAACUAAGUGAGGUCUUGAAGAACAACCGUGACUUGACCAGCGGGAUUAUUAAGAGCGCUGAAGAUAUCGCGCGUCGUGCUGCAGCUGAAGGCACCACCCCAAGUCUACAGGAAGCCAAUGGAGAGAUCACCGCUACACGUAUUGCCGAGCUCGAACGCGCCCUUGCUAGAGAAAAAAGCCGCGUUGAGACCCUCCGCCACGAGCAGGUUGAGAAUAUGAAGCUGAUCGCCGAGUACGAGAAUGCGGUUGGCACUAUGGUAGAGCAAAUCCGCAACUACUGCUGCAACAACGAAGGCCACUUCCUCUCUCAGAAGCGCCGCUACAACGAUCUUCUGCAAGCCGAACGAGAUGCGCACCUGGCAUCACGUCUGGAUCGCGACUACUGGCACGCGCAGACCAUGAAGUGCGCCGAGAUGAUCCGAACAGCCUACCGUCUGCGCUGUGAGGAGGAAGAGCUUCCUCUUCGCAUCGUGGCGGGGCUGCAGAACGAGGUGCGGGCUUACCGCAACGCUCUGGGAAUGGACCCGGAGAAGCCAGAGGAGGAGUGGGGAUGGGAGAUCCUCAAGGAUGCUCCCCCAGGCGUCGAGUAG